Messenger RNA from Salvelinus fontinalis (brook trout), 6314 nucleotides. It is a transcript of the gene gabbr1a, whose product is annotated as gamma-aminobutyric acid (GABA) B receptor, 1a. Lineage: Eukaryota; Metazoa; Chordata; Actinopteri; Salmoniformes; Salmonidae. The record is from RefSeq and is a predicted model, not a curated record. The transcript has 24 exons. Gene Ontology annotation, cellular component: membrane; G protein-coupled receptor heterodimeric complex. Gene Ontology annotation, biological process: G protein-coupled receptor signaling pathway; gamma-aminobutyric acid signaling pathway. Gene Ontology annotation, molecular function: G protein-coupled GABA receptor activity. Bases 924 to 3920 code for a protein of 998 amino acids.
AGAAGUGUGCGUGAGAAAAGGACUUUUAUGCACGAUAGGCCUACCUACGUACGUCUCUAUCAUGACGUCGUGAAUUAGCUGGAGAUUGUAGGGAGAGAGAAAAAGGGAGGGAGUGUGAGAAUUCGGUGUUUCGUCGUACAAGGGGAAGCGAUUGUAUAUAGUGCGUGUAUUUAUAUGUACAUUUUUCGUUUCUGACUUUUCACCACGAAAUUGAAGUAGAUGGCAAUAGACUGAUUAAUACGGUUGUUUUUGACAUUCAAUGUAUACGCUAUGCACGGGGACCGGGUUGCCAUUCAUAGCCAUAAAAACAUAGCCAUACAAUACGUUGCAAAGAAGCACAUUUUACCAAAUAAUUCGACAUUUGGGUGAUCCCAAACGAGUCGCAACCGAUGGACAUACGGUCAUCUUGACUGAGCGCGUCGAAAGUAUUUGUAAGUACACAUUAUUACAUGCUACAAUCUCUUACUCAGUGUGCAACCUAAACAAUGGUGUACAAUUCUAAGGAAUCAAGCUUGCAUACAUGUGGCUAUUUGUAUUCAGAUGACAGGUCUCCUCUAGCCUUUGUAAAUUGUAUUCUCGUAAAUGACAGGUUUCGCCUAGCAGCAACGACUUUACAUAGUUUUUUUAUUAUCGUAGCAUAAUAUAACACACAGUCCCACCUAUUAAUGACGUUAGUUUAUCUUUAGAUGUAUUGUGCACGUUUUCAGUGAAUGUAUUUAUGCUAUGGGAAUGAAUGGCAACCUAGAAUUGACAUGAAAUCCGAACUUCUCAAAUCUGAAUUCUGCAAACGGAUAUAGGGCUGGCCUUCUUCGAUAGGCCGUCAAGGAUUCCCGGCCGUGUCAACACGGAUCAGCAACUACCGGUAGCCUACUGUUGGUGGCACCUUAAGAGCGACCCUCAUUAAAGCGUUUGUAGAUCCAGUAAUGGCACAGCUAUUGUUUCUUAUAAUUCUGUAUGCUCUGCCAUCUCUUGUUGUGGCCAUACAUAAUUCAACAACUGGAGGCUGUGCCAUCAUCCGUCCUCCCAGAGACGGAGGCAUCCGCUACAGAGGCCUGACACAAGAACAGAUUCGCAAUGUGCAGAUCCUACCAGUGGACUACGAGAUAGAGUACAUCUGCAGGGGGAACAGGGUCAUAGUGGGCCCUAAGGUCAGGAAGUGCCUUCCCAACGGCACAUGGACCGACAUCACACAGCACAGCAGGUGUCUGCUGCUGUGCCCUCGUGUGUGGACGUCCCUGGAGAAUGGGAGGGUGGCGCUGAAGCCCCCUGGGCCACCGGUGGAGGGCACCGUGCUGCACUACAGCUGCCAUGCUGGCUUCAUGCUGGAGGGCAGGAACAUCACACACUGCACCAAGCUGGGCAAGUGGGACUCACCCAAACCGGUCUGCCUCUAUGACAGAAACUACAAAGGCAAGAAGAAACUCUACAUCGGAGCUCUCUUCCCCAUGAGCGGCGGUUGGCCGGGCGGCCAAGCAUGUCUCCCCUCUGCGCAGAUGGCUUUGGAUCUGGUAAACAACCGGACGGAUAUUCUGCCGGAUUACGAAUUGGAGCUGAUAUACUAUGACAGUAUGUGUGACCCGGGGGAAUCCACCAAGUUGCUCUAUGAUCUGCUCUACACAGAGCCCAUCAAGACAGUUCUGAUGCCCGGCUGCAGCUCCGUAUCCACACUGGUAGCAGAGGCUGCUCGCAUGUGGAACCUCAUAGUGUUGUCCUAUGGCUCCAGCUCUCCAGCCUUGUCCAACAGGAACCGCUUCCCCACCUUCUUCCGCACCCACCCUUCGGCCACCCUCCACAACCCCACCAGGGUACGCCUCUUUCAGAAGUGGAAGUGGACCAAGAUCGCUACCAUCCAGCAGACCACAGAGGUCUUCACUUCGACUCUGGAUGAUCUGGAGCAGAGGGUGAAGGAGGCUGGGAUUGAGAUCAGUGUGAGACAGAGCUUCCUCACCGACCCGGCUGUCGCUGUCAAGAACCUCAAGCGCCAGGAUGCCAGAAUAAUUGUGGGGCUCUUCUAUGAGACGGAAGCCAGGAAAGUGUUUUGCGAGGUAUUUAAGGAGAAACUGUAUGGGAAGAAAUAUGUGUGGUUUCUGAUUGGUUGGUACGCUGAUAACUGGUUCAAGAUCAAAGACCCGUCCAUCAACUGCACCAUCGAGAACAUGACAGAGGCGGUGGAGGGCCACGUUACCACGGAGAUCGUCAUGCUCAACCCCGAGACCGUCCGCGGAGCCUCCAACCUGACCUCUCAGGAGUUCCUGGGGGCGUUGAUGAACCGGCUGGGGGGUAUGAACCCGGAAGAGACGGGGGGCUUCCAGGAGGCCCCUCUGGCCUACGACGCUGUCUGGGCCCUGGCCCUGGCCCUCAACAAGACUGUGGCCCCUCUGAAGGCCAAAGGCCGCAGGCUGGAGGACUUCAACUACAACAACCAUGACAUCACAGCAGAGAUCUACCGCGCCCUCAACACCAGCUCAUUUGAAGGCGUGUCUGGUCAUGUGGUGUUUGAUGCCCAGGGUUCCAGGAUGGCUAUGACCCUUAUUGAGCAACUGCAAGGAGGCAGUUAUAAGAAGAUUGGAUACUACGACAGCUCUCAGAAGAAUCUCUCCUGGUUCGGCAACGAUGUGUGGAUAGGUGCCGGGCCCCCGGCUGACUCGACAAUAGUCAUUGAGGAGUUUAGGUACCUCUCUCAGAAGCUGUUUGCUGCUGUGUCUGUCUUCGCUGGUCUGGGCAUCCUGCUGGGCAUCGUCUGUCUGACCUUCAACAUCUACAACAGCAACGUCCGGUACAUCCAGAACUCCCAGCCCUACCUGAACAACAUGACAGCAGUGGGCUGUAUGAUGGCCCUGGCUGCUGUGUUUCCCCUGGGGAUCGACGGACACCACAUCCACAGGUCCCAGUUCCCUGUGGUCUGUCAGUUCCGUCUGUGGCUGCUCGGCCUGGGCUUCAGUCUGGCCUAUGGCAGCAUGUUCACCAAGAUUUGGUGGGUACACAAUCUCUUCACAAAGAAGGAGGAGAAGAAGGAGAAGAGGAAGCACCUGGAGCCAUGGAAACUCUAUGCAACAGUUGGAGUGUUACUAGCCAUAGACAUCCUGUCACUCGUGAUUUGGCAGAUUGUGGAUCCUUUACACAUCACAGUGGAGAAGUUCACUAGGGAGGCCCCUAAAGGAGACUUGGAUGUCCUGAUUCAGCCUCUCCUGGAGCACUGCACCUCAGAGAAGAUGAACACAUGGCUCGGUGUAGUGUAUGGCUACAAGGGACUGCUGCUUUUGCUGGGGAUAUUUCUGGCCUACGAGACCAAGUCUGUUUCCACGGAGAAGAUCAAUGACCAUCGAGCCGUGGGGAUGGCUAUUUACAACGUGGCUGUGUUGUGCAUGAUCACGGCGCCCGUCACUAUGAUCCUCACGUCACAGCAGGACGCUUCCUUUGCCUUUGCCGCUUUGGCCAUAGUGUUCUCUGUCUACAUCACGCUGGUGGUGCUCUUUGUGCCCAAGAUGCGCAGGCUGAUUACGCGUGGUGAGUGGCAGUCGGAGCAGCAGGACACGCUGAAGACCGGCUCGUCCACCAACAACAACGACGAGGAGAAGUCUCGCCAGCUGGAGAGAGAGAACCGUGAGCUGCAGAAGAUCAUACAGGAGAAAGAGCAGAGGGUAUCGGAGCUCCGCAACCAGCUGGUUGAGAGACAGGCCCUGCGCAACCGACGACGGCCCUCAUCAGGCACCAACCAGAACCACAGCAACCCGUCCCCGCCCUCUUCCCAGCCAGACCCCAAGUCUCUCCUGCCCCCACCCGGUUACCCCAACCCUGCGUCGGACAAUCACUCCUCCUUACCCCCCUCCUUCUCCAACUCCUCCAACCUGUACCAGACGGACAGCAAGAUAAGUCGCAACCACUGUCACAACAGCCAGAUCCCACUGCUCUACAAGUGAAGGGGUGUGGGGUGGGGCGCUGGAAGAGCUCAGAGCACAUGGAGGAACAAACAUACAUGGAGGCACUGUGACUUUCACUUGUUAUGGAAAAAGAGCACAAGCUACUGAUAUUGACAGAGUGAGUGGAGGCACAUGACGGAAGAGGGCUUUUCCAUUCACUGCAGGCUGCUGUGAGGCGAGUCACCCGGGGUAACACCAGUCUUUCUCACAGUCUAUCUCACUGUGUGAACCUGAAGCACUUGUGACUAGUACUAGGAGUUAUUGAAUAAGAGACAAGCACAUCCCAGAGUAACCCUCAGUCUACUUGUGGAGACAAAAAAAUUGACAGAUCUCCCCUUUUCACUCCUCCUCUUUCCUCCUUCCCUUUGUUUGUUUUCUCGUUCCGUUGUGCAAAUGUAUCCAGGAUCUCCAGGAGGACUUUGUGUACUGUGUGUGCUUGCUCCUUUUUGACUCCCGUCUCGAUUUGUCUCUUUUUGACUCCCGUCUCUAUUUGUCUCUUUUUGACUCCCGUCUCUAUUUGUCUCUUUUUGACUCCCGUCUCUGCCUAUUGGUCUUCUGUUUGUUGAAAUAGCGAAGCACAUGGUAAUUGAUUAAUAUUGUUAUUACAUAAUGUAUGAUAUGUUAUGUCAUGGAUUCAGUGUUGUGCCCUUUUUUUUUGGGGGGGGGGGGGUUAAGGGGUGGAAACUGUUCAAAUGCAAUGCGAGUGGAAAAAACAGCACAGUUUCCCUGUGGAUUCAAUUUACUGGAUUUCAUAUCAAAACGCCAUCUAAACUCAAAGUGUAAAGUCAACCUAACUGAAAGUGAAAUGCCAACAUUAUAGCCAUAUGCGGUAGAGGAUUUUGGAAUGGACACCCUCAUUUUGGGACAAUAGCAAGAUUUUUUGUGGAUGUUUUGCCGUAUACAUAUUCAAGUACAGCUUUGUAUCUUCAAUCACAUUUUUGCUGUUGUAUGCUCUUGAAUAUAUGAAACCCAUUUGAUAAGAAAAUAGUGUACUAUGAUAUGUAACCUAAUAAGUUUUCUAUGGAUCAUCUUUUUGAAAGUUUUCAAUUGGACUUGAAUGGAUAUGUUCCCACAAUUAGAAUUUUAUUGGACACAUCAGAGAUAUUCAAAGGUAGUUCAACCUCCUAAAGAUUUGAAAUGGCAUAUUUAUUAUGCAUCAUUCUUCCAAGCCUUCUUAUUUUCUUUGUCUUUAGGGAAAAACAGAUUCAUUGACAAUCUGAAUAUAAAUGUAAAUGUGAGUGUACAUGCCUGUCGCCCGUUGGUCUUAUAUUUGACAUUUAUUCCGAAUUUUCCCUCAGAUUUUUAGCUUUGUACAACUACAUUUGUGAAUGUGAUGACGAAGAAUAUAUGUAACGGUAUAUGGAAAGGAUUCUGACAUGCGUAUACGACAGUUAAUAUAUAUGUACAAUCUCAUUCAUUAGCAAUUUGUCAAAAUGUAUGAAGCAAUGAUAUAACACAGCUUUAUUGGCAAGUUACGUAAGUGACGUUACUUUUCCAAAUAGCAUUAUCUCAUGUUGCACUAUAGUUCAAGACAAAAGAAGGAUUCAGGUCAUGAUUUUGUUGCCGUUCUAAUGACAUACUGUAGCUCAGGGUAUAGGAAAGUGAGAUAUACGACCUCUCCAUAGGAAGUUAUUGGAUGAAAUAGUCACUAUUUAUUAACUGUACAUGGACGACAUUGGGUAAUAUUGUAAUAUAUGUAUGCGAAGAUUAUUUAGAGAAAUAUACUCUUGCACAUGUAUGAAUAUACACUAAGUGUACAAAACAUUAGGAACACCUUUCUAAUAUUGGGUUUCAGCCCCUUUUGCCCUCAGGACGGCCUCAAUUUGUCGGGGCACGGCCUACAAGGUGUUGAAAGCAUUCCACAGGGAUGCUGGCCCAUGUUGACUCGAAUACUUCUCACAGUUGUGUCAAGUUGGCUGGAUGUCCUUUGGGUGGUGGACCAUUCUUGAUACACACGGGAAACUGUUGCGAAAAAUCCAGAGUGUUGCAGUUCUUGACACAUUCAAGCCGGUGUGCCUGUCACCUACUACCAUACCCUGUUCAAAGACACUUUGUCUUGCCCAUUCACCCUCUGAAUGGUUCACAUACGCAAUCCAUGUCUCAAUGGUCUCAAGGCUUAAAAAUCCUUCUCCUCCCCUUCGUCUAUACUGAUUGAAGUGGAUUUAACAGGUGACGUCAAUAAGUGAUCAUAGCUUUCACCUGGAUUCACUUGUUCAGUCUAUGUCAUGGAAAAAGCAGGCAUUCUUAAUGUUUUGUACACUCAGUGAAUACAACUGGAUUUUAAGAUAUUUGUAUACACUAAAUUUACAAUUUUAAAUGUUGAUAUAUUUCAGAUUAUAUGUAUUCAAAUAUAUGGAUAAUCAUAGUAAAAUAAACCCAUUGUUUUUCACUGAA